UAGAAGUAGAUUUCUCUUGAGGAAACCACAGUGAAGGUACUACUACUGCUUAUCUCCAAGAACCAAGAUCGAACUAGGCGGUGGACUUGGGGAUUCUAAGUUCCAACAAUCCAAUCUCCUCCUCUUCCUCCUCUCCUUGAGAUCCGAUCCAAUCCAACCCUGCGGCAGCCGCCUCGCCGGAGGAGGAGGAUGCACGGCCGGCCUCGCCGCCCGGACAAGCCGGAGGACGCGGCGGCGGCGGAGGCCAAGGCCGCCAAGCUCCGCGUCCUCCAGGCACAGGUCCUGCACAACCACCACUCCCGCACCUACACCAAGGAGGCACUCGGGCUGAGCUUCAAGCUGCUAGAGAUUAAUCCUGAGGCGUACACAGCAUGGAACUACCGGAAGCUCGCGUUUCAGCACAACAUUGGGGAGCUUUCCGAGCCGGAGGCCAUCAAAUCUGCCAUUGAUGAUGAGCUCAGAGUGGUAGAGGUUGCAUUGAGGCAGAACCCAAAAUCCUACGGGGCUUGGUAUCACCGGAAGUGGUUGCUAAAUCAAAAGCUCGCCCCAGUGGAUUUCAAGUGUGAAUUUGGCCUCUUGGAUAAACUACUGAAGGUGGACGCAAGGAAUUUCCAUGGAUGGAAUUACCGCAGGUUCCUUGCCAGAUUCAUGGGGGUUCCAGAAGAGGAAGAGCUUAAGUACACUAUGGAUAAGAUAAGUGACAACUUCAGUAAUUACUCAGCAUGGCAUAAUCGCAGUAUACUUCUGUCCAAUCUGCUAAUCAAACAGAGCAAGGGUUUCGAGUCAAAGCAGAAGAUCUUUUCAGAGGAGUUUGAACUUGUAACUCAGGCCCUUUUUACAGACCCAAGUGAUCAAAGUGGAUGGUUCUAUCACCUUUGGCUUUUAGCUCAGACAUCUAGUCCAGAGAAUCCACAGCUGAUUGCUUCGUGGCCUUCUAAUGGUUCAAACCUCAGUUUAUCUUCCUUGAGCUCCAUUUGUUGUUACUCACUGAAGGAAGGGAUUCUACCAAUUGUUCUUUAUUUUAAUGAGCCUGUGAAAGGGUUAAGUUCAUCGAGUGUGAGCUUGAAUUCUGAUUUGGUGGUUAGUAAGAACAUUCAGUGGAGGCCCCUUUCAGUAACAGAUUCUGGACAUUCUAACUGUUGGGUCACUUAUCUUGAAGUAUCAAACUUGGAAUGUAACAGUUUGCAGCAAUUUUCAGUUGAAGUAAGCAUAACCAAUUCAGAUGAAAUUGUGUCCAGAAGCGGCUCUAAUUAUAACUGUCCCGUGCAUUUCUCAUUUACCUUUGAACUCAGCAACAAUGAUAGUACAGCCAAGGAUAUUGAUCCAAUUCAUGAACUAAUCUCCUGGGAUUUCUCAGAGCCACUCCUGUCUCAUGUAAACCCCAGUUGUAUCUGUUUUGAGCAGUUAAAGAUCACUAAUUCAUUGGUUCACAAGGAGUCAAAUUGGCAUUUGGAGAGACUAUCUGAUGAAAUAGACCUAUUUAGAGAAUUGCACGAUGACAAUAGCAAGUUUGCAAAGUUGACAUUAGCACGCUUAUUGCUUGCCUGUGCUGCAAUAAAGUCCCGUGGAAGUUCUCUUGUUGAAAGGAAGGGAUACUGUGAAGAGUCGCUCGGGCUCUUUAAUGACUUGAUCGACCUGGAUCCAUCUCAUAAAAGGUACUACGAGGAUGAGCGGAGCCUAGUCUUAAUGGAUCAGUUAACAUGUGACAUGGAGGCUUUCAAGAAAUACUGUUCAGUCAAAGCUCUACCAAAGUUAGCUCCAUUAAACCAUGUUCAGCUUUGCAGAUUAUCUUUAACGCGUAUUGGAUUUGCUGAACGCUUGUUGUGGGUCCAAAUGCUGGACCUAAGCCACAACAACCUCAGAUCGAUUGAAGGUUUGGAGGCUUUGCAGCAGCUUGUAUGCUUGAACCUCGGCAACAACCAGAUCAGUAGUUUCACAGCACUUGAACCACUCACGAAGAUAAUUUCUUUGAAAGUACUGGAUUUAUCUUGCAACGAGAUUGGAACUCACCCAAUCGACACAACCCGGUACAUCUGCCCAUCUCCAUUCUCACAUAGAGUUGAAGCAUGUGAAGCUUUUGAAGAAUGCCGGAAGAAAAAUAUUAACGUGGAGGAAUUCUGGGAUGCCAUACUGUUCUUCAAACAUGUGAAUUUGGUACAGCUUUGCCUUGAAGGAAAUGCAGUUACCAACAAGGAGAACUUAAGAACUCUUGUGGUGACACUCAAUCCAUCUCUAAAAUGGCUUGAUGGCAAAUUUGUUCAUUAGCUGUCUGUCUUAUACAAACUUUGGAUAGGAUGGUCAUGUUGUAUACUGUUUCAUUAUCGGUUUUUAGGAACAUUAGGUGGCAAUUUUUGUAUGGCCCAUUUCACCAUUUGUACUGGAAUACUGGGUUUCAAAGCAAAUUUGAGACACGAUCAUGGUAAUUGCAGAGUUCUUUCUGCUUUGAACGAGUGAAUUGUUAAAAAUGAUGGUAUUGCAGAGUAGAAGAAA
Oryza sativa Japonica Group (Japanese rice) is the source of this 2490-nucleotide messenger RNA. Its product is annotated as geranylgeranyl transferase type-2 subunit alpha 1. The record is from RefSeq and is a predicted model, not a curated record. Gene Ontology annotation, biological process: protein geranylgeranylation. Gene Ontology annotation, cellular component: Rab-protein geranylgeranyltransferase complex; cytoplasm. Lineage: Eukaryota; Viridiplantae; Streptophyta; Magnoliopsida; Poales; Poaceae. Gene Ontology annotation, molecular function: protein binding; Rab geranylgeranyltransferase activity.